CUCCAUUCCAUCAUCAUCGAACGCCACCAUCUCAUCCAAGAUUCCUACCCCUCCUCCUGUCCAACUCCUUCCAUCUGUCCCCCUAUCACAUCGUACGCGUUCCUGGCAAUGGCCCCCCGUUCCCACAACAAGCGUCAUCGUAGUACCCAUACCGGGCAGUUCGUUAGCAAACAACGUAUUACCAUGGAUGAUGACACACCUUCUCCACCUCCUCAUACGCCCCCGACUGUUUCCUUCUCAGCGGAAUCUUCACGCGUUGACAGAUCCGCGUCCGCCGAUGAUAGUGAACCCGAUGUUGCAUCCUUGGUCGAGAACUUGGAGGACGCGAUAAUGGAGGAAUUGCCCGUGUCAUGUGUGGCUGGGUCUCCCAUGUCCCCCCUUGCCCCUUCUGCCACUCCUUCCUCUGCUGCUCCCCCCUCUGUCCCUUCCUCUGCCGCUCCCCAAUCUCCUACACUUGCCCCUGUGUCUGGUUCUCCCGCUCCCGCUACCCCUGUUCCCGCGACCCCUACUCCCACUACUCCUGGUUUUGCUGCCUCUGCCUUCAUUACUAGCUCUCCCCGUUUCAAGGAGAUGUUGCGUAGGCUCAGUAAACCACAUCUCCCAGCGCGUACACUCCCGCCCUUCUUGCUGACUCCCAGAAUGAUUUAUUGUAUGAAGACUGCAUAUGACAUGACUAUCUGGAGCUUGGUCGCGGACGCUGAUUAUUACAUUCAUUUUAAAUAUUUGUGGUGGGGCAAUCAUCCAUUCAUAUCAGAGAAUCACCCCUCUUCUCAACAGUGUCAAGAUUGGGAAAUUGUUAUGGGUUUUGCUGUGCACAAAGUCAUGAUGUUCACAGACAUCAAGAAACUUUUUACAACUGUAAAGUUUAAUAUUGCAGAGACAUUCACUCUGGCAAAUUCCUUCAGAAUGAUAGAUCUGUAUCAGUCUAUUCUCUGA
This is a messenger RNA of Blastomyces dermatitidis ER-3, 936 nucleotides long. RefSeq lists its product as uncharacterized. NCBI's taxonomy places the organism in Eukaryota, Fungi, Ascomycota, Eurotiomycetes, Onygenales, Ajellomycetaceae. The coding region runs from base 109 to 936 and encodes 275 amino acids. The record is from RefSeq and is a predicted model, not a curated record. The transcript is spliced from 4 exons.